AUGGCGACACAAGAGGCGCCUUGGAGGUUGGCCAGGAAAGCUGUCUUAGUCCAUGCUCCAGACCUCGACAACGUCGGCUGUCUUGCUCAUGUGAACAUUAGCUACAACAAGAUGCUGCAGGAAGGUUACAUCGCCAUCAAAGUCAACCUCAGACUUGCCGGAUCCAACAACGAACAUCAGACGAUUCAUUUAAACAUUCUUCCUAGAACGAUCAAUGCAUGUUCGGUUACUUCAUCUAGCUACAAGAACCUGCUCCCGAACAAGUUGUUGACUAAGCUACACGGAGCGAAGGAAGCAUCCGAUGCCACUACCUUGUCAUUGAAUCUCAAGGAGCCUGGUAUUAUUCUCGUUCCACCCGGACUGUCAGAGUCUAUCAGUCCUGCCGAUCCGAGAGAUGAUGACUUUUAUGCUAUGUCGCAGAUAAGCCAGGCAAUAAGUAUUCGUCUUCAUUACAUCAAGCAGGAUCUCCCUAGAGACGGCAAGCUUCGCCUCCAAACCUUUGCCUCCGCGUUGAAUAAACACGCAUUAAGUGCGCCAAUCAUGAAUUAUAAUCAUCUUAAUGCAGGAAUCGGCGCACAUGAGAGGAAUUGGACUGUGUUCGACCAGCCGCCCCCAAUACCCACCUACAACCAAGUCAUCCUACCUAGUACCAUCCUUGGAAAGCGUUCACGAGGUCAAGACGCAGCACCUGACAUGAUCUCACGUACUCCUUGCUCUUCCCCACCACCGUGGUCUCCAACAGAAGUCUGCUCUUCCUUCGAAGUCGAUAUUCCCACUGAAGCAGGUGUUCUCGCCGGUGCCAGCACUGGCCUGGCAAUUGAGACGCCUAUAAAAGCCAGACAACUCGCCCGUCACGACUUCCCUACUGGAAGCGAGCUCCAUGAGACUCAAUCAACAUCAACCAUUGCGUCACCGGCCAGGUCCAUUAAGAGUCGACACAGCCAAAGUUUAUCACCCUCGAACAUCGUACCGACGGUGUUUAAUCGAGGCUGCUCCAAGCCUGACGUCGUCACCGCACCUCCCCGAUACCAGAAGAAAUGCUCAGAACAGGUUCCGUAUGUGAAAGAGACGUUUGACGUUGACGAUAACGCUUUGAAAGCCACCGCUCGUGUGAUCAUACAAGACGUUGUGGAUAAGGAAAAGCAGUCAAUCCUGACAGAACAUCAAGAGAUGUGUGAUGAGGCUGAGUUUCAGAUUGCAGAAGCGAUUGACGAUGGGAGACUGGCAAUCAUCGAGAAGACAGACGAGUGCUGCGAUGAGAUUUGUCAGAAGAUUCAGGAAGCAUAUACAGGUUUUGCAAACGUCUUCUUAGCGGUCAAUCAUGAGCUGCGGAAAGAAUUGGUUUCUGCAUGGACCAAGCCCAGGAGAGAAAAUUAG
This is a messenger RNA of Aureobasidium subglaciale EXF-2481, 1377 nucleotides long. RefSeq lists its product as uncharacterized. The coding region runs from base 1 to 1377 and encodes 458 amino acids. The transcript is spliced from 2 exons. The record is from RefSeq and is a predicted model, not a curated record. NCBI's taxonomy places the organism in Eukaryota, Fungi, Ascomycota, Dothideomycetes, Dothideales, Saccotheciaceae.